This is a messenger RNA of Neohortaea acidophila, 2079 nucleotides long. Its product is annotated as malate synthase. The transcript has 4 exons. The record is from RefSeq and is a predicted model, not a curated record. Gene Ontology annotation, cellular component: cytoplasm; peroxisomal matrix. Lineage: Eukaryota; Fungi; Ascomycota; Dothideomycetes; Mycosphaerellales; Teratosphaeriaceae. Gene Ontology annotation, molecular function: malate synthase activity. Bases 94 to 1779 code for a protein of 561 amino acids. Gene Ontology annotation, biological process: glyoxylate cycle.
UCACACAUCCUUCUUCUCCCAUCCUCUCAUCUUCACUCCACCCCCUUCCCACUACACUACACUACCCCACCCCGUCAAGCGCAUUCCGUCACCAUGGCAGGCGUCGGCAUCACCUCCAAGUCCGCCCAGCUCCUCUCCCGCCCCGCCAACCCCGAGCAGAUCCUCAAGGAAGUCAACGUCCACGGCGCCCUCACCGACCAGAACAGGCACAUCCUCAACAAGGACGUCACCGUCUUCCUCGCCCUUCUGCACCGCACCUUCAAUGAACGCCGAAAGACCCUGCUCGAGCGCCGUCUGCUCCGCCAGGCCAACCUCGACAAGGGCGAGCAGCUCGACUUCCUCCCCGAGACCAAGCACAUCCGUGAGAAUGAUGCAUGGAGAGGCGCCCCGCCCGCCCCGGGCCUGCAAGAUCGUCGCAUCGAGAUCACCGGUCCCACCAACCGCAGCAUGGUCGUCAAUGCCUUGAACGCUGACGUCUGGACAUAUAUGGCCGACUUUGAGGACGCCACCGCACCCACGUGGGAGAACAUGAUCAACGGUCAGCUCAACCUCUACGACGCCAUUCGUGGCCAGAUCGACUUCAAGCAGGGCGAGAAGGAGUACAAGCUCCGCACCGACCGCGUCCUGCCCACCCUCAUCGCCCGCGCCCGCGGCUGGCACUUGGUGGAGAAGCAUUUCACCGUCGACGGCGAGCCCAUCUCCGGCUCCCUCUUCGACUUUGGUGUCUACUUCUUCAACAACGCCGAGGAGCUCGUCAAGCGCGGACGUGGCCCCUACUUCUACCUGCCCAAGAUGGAGAGCCAUCUCGAGGCGAGACUGUGGAAUGAUGUGUUCAACUUGGCACAAGACUACAUUGGCAUGCGUCGCGGAACCAUCCGAGGCACCGUCUUGAUCGAGACCAUCACUGCCGCUUUUGAGAUGGACGAGAUCAUCUACGAACUCCGUGACCACUCUGCCGGCCUGAACUGCGGCCGCUGGGAUUACAUCUUCUCCGUCAUCAAGCGUUUCCGCCAAAACCCCGGCUUCGUCAUGCCCGAUCGUCAAAACGUCACCAUGACCGUGCCCUUCAUGGACGCCUACGUGCGCCUGCUCAUCAAGACCUGCCAUCGCCGCCAGGUCCACGCUAUGGGCGGCAUGGCGGCCCAGAUCCCGCGCAAGGACGACCAGGCCGAGAACGACAAGGUCAUGGACGCCGUGCGCGCCGACAAGAUGCGCGAGGUGCGUGCUGGCCACGACGGCACCUGGGUCGCGCAUCCCGGCUUGGCCGCCGUGACGGCCGACGUCUUCAACACCUACAUGCCCACGCCCAACCAGAUGCACGUGCGACGCGAAGAUGUGCACGUCACCGCCAACGACUUGCUCAACAUGAACGUCCCGGGCACCAUCACCGAGGAGGGCAUCCGCAAGAACCUCAACAUCGGCCUGGGCUACAUGGAGGGCUGGCUGCGUGGCAUUGGUUGCGUGCCCAUCAACUACCUGAUGGAGGAUGCGGCGACGGCCGAAGUGUCGCGCUCGCAGCUGUGGCAGUGGGUCCGACACGGCAUUACCACCGCCGAGGGCAAGAAGAUCGACAAGGACUACUCGCUCAAGCUGCUGUACGAGCAGGCGGAUGAGCUGGAGAAGAAUGGACCCAAGGGCAACAAGUACAAGCUUGCGGCGCAAUACUUUGCCACGCAAGUCACGGGCGAGGACUACUCGGAGUUCCUGACCAGCCUCCUCUACGAUGAAAUCACACAUGUGAGUGGAAAGACUCCUGCUACCAACAUGGCGAAAUUGUAGAGUAGCGCGAUGGGAGAAGGACCAAAAGACGUGAUUCUGCGAUGUACGGCGAAAUAUGUAGGAAAUGCUUGUUGGCCGUAAUUCCUGCUCGAAUAUCGCAUGUUGAUUUGCCUCGAACCGCCUCCUCUUCUUCAUCAUUGUCCUCAAAAUGCAGGCUGACGACUUUCGAUCCUCUAGGUCGAAACCAAGCAGCCUGCUAGUGAACUGCCCUCGCAAGACCCUUGAGAUUGCCCGUUGAAUGCAUUGCCCUUGGGUGUUGGAGCUUGGGUGUUGGAGGGGGAACAUUGGAUCUGAGCGUGG